Racocetra fulgida is the source of this 309-nucleotide messenger RNA. The record is from the annotation of a GenBank genome assembly. Lineage: Eukaryota; Fungi; Glomeromycota; Glomeromycetes; Diversisporales; Gigasporaceae.
AAAAAUUUAAUCAAGAUGAGUUUUUAUAUUUAGCAGAAUUUACAAUCUUGAAGAACAAUAAUUCAGCUGAUAACAUUAUGAAUGAAGGCUCUUUUGUACUCCUACAAUUUUCAAGUAAUGAGAUUAUUUGUGAAGUAAAAAGUAUUUGUGAUAAUAAUAGUAAUGAUAAAGAAAAUAGUAAUGAAGAAAGUAGCAAUGAAGAAAGUAGCAAUAAAGAAAGUAGCAAUAAAGAAAGUAGCAAUGAAAAAAGUAGCAAUGAAGAAAGUAGUAAUAAAGAAAGUAGUAAUGAAGAAAGUAAUGAUGAAGAAA